Tetrahymena thermophila SB210 is the source of this 2442-nucleotide messenger RNA. RefSeq names its product transmembrane protein, putative. The record is from RefSeq and is a predicted model, not a curated record. NCBI's taxonomy places the organism in Eukaryota, Ciliophora, Oligohymenophorea, Hymenostomatida, Tetrahymenidae. The transcript has 2 exons.
AUGAAAAAUAGCUAAAAUAAAUACUAAAUAGAAAAUUAAGGAGACAUCAAAGAAUCAUUACUUGAUAAGUUAAAUUAAUAGGAAAACUCCUUAAACAACUAGAUAUUUGAUUCUGAUAAAACUUAACCAUAUGAUAUACCGCUAAUUGGAUAUAAUACUAUCACAAAAAAUUUAAAGUAUUCAAUCUAAAAUGAUAUAGGCCAAUAGAUUGAUGUCUACUCAUCAAGCUUAAAAAAUUCAUAUGAUCAAGAAAACUAAUAAAUUCAUUAAAAUUACUAGAACAAUUUUGCAUAAUUAAAUAGCCUCUAAAUGUAAGAUAGCACAAAAACUUUGAACAAAGAAGAAAUUUAAUAGCAAAUAUAAAUAAAUUAAUAAUAAAAUGGAUAGCAAUAAAAGUAUACAAUUGCUAGAACUAAAACAGAAGGCUUAAAUAAUAACAACUUUAAUAAGUUAAAUCCAAUAUUUUUUUCAUCUGAUGUAAAAAAAAAGACAAAUAAAAUAUAUUCCUCUAAUGAUAGUGAUAAUAGACUGCAUCAGCCAAUAUGCAUAACAGAGAGCUACUUGUAAGGGAAAAUUAGUAGUAGUUCUGAUUCUUAUUAAAAGAUACAACAAAUAAAUGAAGAUAUAAUUAAAAAGAUGUAUACUUAUCAGGGAGAUUAGCUUAAGGAAGAAGAAUUUAUUUAAAAACUCUACAUAAACUCUCAGUUUCUUAAACAUAUAAUUGCAGAAAAUAAGAAGGUUCAUAGCUAAGAUCAAUAAUAAUAGAUCCCAUAAUUUUAGAAAAAUACUUCUGAAAAGAAUGGUAUCUAAGUAGAAGUUGAUACCAUUAAAUAAGAGCAGUAAAUAUAACUGCAUGAAUUUUAAGAAGGAGAAUAAGAUGAAAAUGAUAAACUUAUAGAAUUUACCAAUAAGAAGUAAAAUAUUUAACUAAACUAGCUUUUAUCGUUUAAAGAUGAAAUCAAAUAUUAAUUUAAAAAAAUACAUUUUAAUGUCGAUAUUGUUGAAAUUAGAAAGAAAUAUAGAAAAAAAAUAUUCACUUAUAUAGUUUAUGCUACAUUUUUUUAAUUCUUUGUUGAUAAUCUUAUUAGCUAAAUUGAAUAAGUUGUCGGAUAGACAUUGUAUGCAAAUUAAAACUAACCCUUCAACUACUAAAGCCUAAGCACAAAAGUUACUCUUUAUUUUGCUAUAUUUAACGUAGCAUUCUUUCCGUUACUUAUGGGAUUCAUCAUUGAUUAAAUUUACAGCUCUAUAGUAAUGCUGUUAUGUCUGAUUGUAAUGCUUUUUGGAAGGAUUUUAACAUUAUACAGUAUACUGAUAUAGACUUAUUAAAUUCGUGUAUUAGCAUAAUUCUUUUACCAGUUUGGUGAUUCUGGUUUCUAUUUAACAUCUAUUUAUUGUAUUUAUUUUUAUUACUAUGACCCUAAAGACACAAAGAAAUUUGUUUUAAAGCUUACUAAGUACCUUGGGCUAGGUUGUUCUCUUCCUAGAAAUUUGUCUUCUAUUCCUAUGAUAUUUGUUUAUUAGGCAAGCUAAAAUCUGAACCCAGAGAAUAUAACUUAAUAGAAAUAUAAUGAUGAAGUUGAGAAGGCUAUGCCAUUUUUAUUUGGUGAUCCACAAAAAUAAAUAGUUUUCUCAUUAAUCACUGCUUUAGGUUUUUUGACAGUUUAUUUUGGGUUUAGAGCAUUAUAUUUAGACUAUGAGGCACAUGAAUAAAUGUCUAAAAAAAAUUUUAACUACAUAAAUAAUCCUCUAUUUAAAGCCGAUUUAGAUGAUUUAAUUAAAAAUAUAUUUAAAAACUUGAAAUUUAUCGGUGUUAUUUUUGCUGGAGGAUUAAUUUAUGGACUGACAUCUCAAAAUAUCAUAUUUAAUGUUGACAAAAGUAUAUAUAAUUAGGUAAAUGGGAACAUAGAUAAUCCACCAAAUAUGACACUUUUUAUAAUUGUUUCAGGGCAUGAACUCAUCUACAUCAUAUUUAUAUGGUAUUUUGGAAAAAUAAUAUCAAAAGAUUUUUUUAAGAAAUAUCAAGUUUGGAAAUUAAGUGCUAUCACUUGCUUAACAUAUUAUUUUAUUUAGUUGAUUUUAAGCAUGACUGCUUAUAAUACAAACGAGAAUUCUAAAUUUUUUAUCCUUGUGUUUCUGUUUAUAAUCAAUAUCUUCUCUGGUAUUUCAUUUUCAACUAAUGUUUUGUGUGUAGAUUCAAUAUUAGCUAAAGAAAUUGAUAAAAACUGUAUAGGUUUUGCAUAUGCAUUUAUGAUUGUCUUUAAAAAGUUGUUUGAACUCUUAGGAGAUCUUUCUCUUGACUUUGAUUUCUCUAAAGACUUGCCUUUUAUCACUUUUACAGUUAGCAUUAUAGCUUUAAUGAUUAUACUUUAUAUAGCGAAAAAAUCUAAGUAAAAUGAAUAAAUAAUUGAUUAAGAUUUAAAUAUUUAAGAAAUGGAAUGA